Molecule: messenger RNA, 2382 nt
Organism: Passer domesticus (house sparrow)
Lineage: Eukaryota; Metazoa; Chordata; Aves; Passeriformes; Passeridae
Gene: THRA
Product: thyroid hormone receptor alpha
Biological process (GO): positive regulation of transcription by RNA polymerase II; cell differentiation; negative regulation of transcription by RNA polymerase II
Molecular function (GO): RNA polymerase II cis-regulatory region sequence-specific DNA binding; zinc ion binding; nuclear receptor activity
Source: RefSeq, a predicted model, not a curated record
GGGCGGCGGGGCCGGGGGAGGGAGGAGCCAGCGCCGUUCGUCCGCCGCCGCCGCCGCCGCCGCCGCUGCGCCCCGCUCCGCUCCGCGCCCCGCACCGCCGCUCCGAGCCCCGCUCCGCGCCCCGCACCGCCGCUCCGCGCCCGCCGCCGUCGACCUCAGAGCUCGCAGAGGAGGGAUCGCCCGGACCCCCGGCGCCCCCCGUCCCGGUCCGGCCCGGGAUGCUGCGCGGUGCUGAGCACUGAGGGGCACCAUGGGGUGCGCGGCGUAGCCCCCCCCCCGCCGCCGCGGACCCCCCUCCCCGCCGUGGCCGCCCCGCCGUGGCCCCCGCGUGGCGCCGGAGCCCCCUCGGUCGGUGCUGAGCGCUCCUUGAUGGAAUUGCGGUGAAUGGAACAGAAGCCCAGCACCCUGGACCCGCUGUCGGAGCCAGAGGACACCCGGUGGCUGGAUGGGAAGCGCAAAAGAAAGAGCAGCCAAUGUUUGGUGAAGAGCAGCAUGUCAGGGUACAUCCCUAGUUACCUGGACAAAGAUGAACAAUGCGUGGUGUGCGGGGACAAAGCCACCGGCUACCACUACCGCUGCAUCACCUGCGAGGGCUGCAAGGGUUUUUUCCGUCGGACCAUCCAGAAGAACUUGCACCCCACCUACUCCUGCAAGUACGAUGGGUGCUGCGUCAUCGACAAGAUCACCCGCAACCAGUGCCAGCUGCGCUUCAAGAAGUGCAUCUCCGUGGGCAUGGCCAUGGACCUGGUGCUGGAUGACUCCAAGCGGGUAGCCAAGAGGAAGCUGAUCGAGGAGAACCGCGAGCGGCGGCGGAAGGAGGAGAUGAUCAAAUCCCUGCAGCACCGGCCCAACCCCAGCGCCGAGGAGUGGGAGCUGAUCCACGUCGUGACAGAAGCCCACCGCAGCACCAACGCCCAGGGCAGCCACUGGAAGCAGAAACGGAAAUUCCUGCCUGAGGACAUCGGCCAGUCCCCUAUGGCCUCCAUGCCCGACGGGGACAAAGUCGACCUGGAGGCGUUCAGCGAGUUUACAAAAAUCAUCACCCCGGCCAUCACCCGCGUGGUCGACUUUGAAAAACUGCCCAUGUUUUCAGAGCUGCCUUGUGAGGACCAGAUCAUCCUGCUGAAGGGGUGCUGCAUGGAGAUCAUGUCGCUGCGGGCGGCCGUGCGCUACGACCCCGAGAGCGAGACGCUGACGCUGAGCGGGGAGAUGGCGGUGAAGCGGGAGCAGCUCAAGAACGGCGGCCUGGGCGUCGUCUCCGAUGCCAUCUUCGACCUGGGCAAGUCCCUCUCUGCCUUCAACCUGGAUGACACCGAGGUGGCCCUGCUCCAGGCUGUGCUGCUCAUGUCCUCAGACCGGAUGGGGCUGAUCUGCGUGGAGAAGAUCGAGAAGUGCCAGGAGACCUACCUGCUGGCCUUUGAGCACUACAUCAACUACCGCAAACACAACAUUCCCCACUUCUGGCCCAAGCUGCUGAUGAAGGUGACGGAUCUGCGGAUGAUCGGCGCCUGCCACGCCAGCCGCUUCCUGCACAUGAAGGUGGAGUGUCCCACCGAGCUCUUCCCCCCCCUCUUCCUCGAGGUCUUCGAGGACCAGGAGGUGUAGGGCCGACACCCCCCGCCCCCCACCCUGUGCCCCCAAAACCCCGCUCUGGCCCCCCACCCCCCCAAAUCUUUCUCGUCCCCCUGGAAGGACAAGGGGAUGCUGUGCCCAGGGUGGGGGUCCUGCUGUGCCCCCCAACAGCCACCCCCCACCCACCCCCCCGCCCCAGGACUUGACGAAUUUUGUUUGUUUGCACAGGGAAGGGCCCCGACGGUCGAGCGUUCCCUUUAUUGUCCUUCUCUUCGUAGAUUAUUAUUUUUUAAGCAUUUAUUUCCCAUCCCUGAGAGGCUAAAAUAUUAAACUAACUGCACUUUGGAAGGAGGAGGAGGAGGAGGAGGAAGAGGAGGAAGAGCAGGGAGGAGAGGAGGGGGCUCUGGGCUGCACAGGGAGAGGCUGCCCCGGCUGGGGGGCCGUGGCCAUAUGCACUUUUGGCCGGGCAGCAAUUUGGGGGGCUGGGGUGGGGGCCAGGACCCUCCCCCGUAGCAGGGCAGGGGCUGGCACCCCCAUCCACCAUAGUGGGGUGAGGGCCAGGACCCCCCCAUAGCAAGGUGGGGGCCAGGACCCCCCCACACAGCAGGGUGGGGGCACAGGGGGGGCACAAGCGGUGGCAGGGGGGACCCAGCCAUCGGGGUGCAGGGCUGGUGGACCCCCCCCCCACCCCAGCCCACUGGGUCUGCCCCGGCUGGGGUGACCCCCCUGUGUCCCCCCCCCACCCUUAUCCCCAAAUUUGGGGCCAGACUUGGGGUUUUGGGGGUUCUCUUGUCUUUUUUUUGGGCUGAG